This is a messenger RNA of Hirundo rustica (Barn swallow), 1412 nucleotides long. RefSeq names its product tubulin folding cofactor A (gene TBCA). Lineage: Eukaryota; Metazoa; Chordata; Aves; Passeriformes; Hirundinidae. The transcript has 4 exons. Gene Ontology annotation, molecular function: beta-tubulin binding. Gene Ontology annotation, biological process: post-chaperonin tubulin folding pathway; tubulin complex assembly. The coding region runs from base 44 to 370 and encodes 108 amino acids. Gene Ontology annotation, cellular component: cytosol; microtubule cytoskeleton. The record is from RefSeq and is a predicted model, not a curated record.
CGCAUGCGCGGCGCGGAGCUGCGCAGUCACGGCGCCCGCCGCCAUGGCCGACCCGCGCCUCCGGCAGAUCAAGAUCAAGACCGGCGUCGUGAGGCGGCUGGCAAAAGAAAAAAUUAUGUAUGAAAAAGAAGCAAAACAGCAAGAAGAAAAGAUUGAAAAAAUGAAAGCUGAAGCAUGUGAUGAUUAUGGAAUUAAGAAGCAGAUCGAGAUCUUACAAGAGUCACGAAUGAUGAUUCCGGACUGCCAGCGCAGACUAGAAGUUGCACACGCAGAGCUUACUCAACUACUAGAAAAUGAAAAAGAAUUGGAAGAAGCUGAAGAGUAUAAAGAAGCACGUUCCAUACUGGAGUCAGUGAAGCUGGAAGCCUAGCUGUUCUCCAGUUCUCUCUUUAUAUGCAUUAGCGCGGGGUCCAUUCCACAGUUUCAUUUGACUAUGGCUCUACUACUAUUGUUGACUUACUAAAGUUCCCUUUAUGCAAAUUGAGCUUUCUCUAACUGCAAGGUGCAUCAAAUAAAGAAUGUUCUGAAACAUUUGUGUGUUCCAUAUUCAGGCAAAAUAGAUAUAUUUCCAGUUCACCUCAAAUUAAAAAAUAAAUUAAAAAAAAAAUUAAAGCCCAUUUAAAGUAAGUGUAAUAGUUAAUAUUAAGUUAAAGAAAACUUAAAUCUGAACUGUUCAGACAAAAAAAAAAAAGUUUGGCUAUGUGAGGGACCAGUAAAUACCUUAGAAUGAAAUAGCAUUACACAAUGGUUUGGAUUAGAGAGGUUCCAUCUAGUUCCAACCCCCUGACAUGGGCUUCAGAAGCACCUUAUAUUUGAAAUAAUUUCAAGCCAUUACAGCAUAAAAAUCGCUACUGAAAGAGAAGCUAGACCAAAUAACCCUUCCCAGUCACUUAACUUUUUACCUUUGAGUCCAAGACAAAAUGUGACUCCAGAUCUCAGUGUGCAUGGCACUGAGUCGUAGAGCCCAAUUCAUACAACUUUCAUGGAUCAAAAUUCUUCUGCUUCUCAAGAAACAGGAUUUAGCAGAUGACUAGAAUACUGUGAGUUGCAUCUGCUAAUAAGAGGUCUGGACUGAAUGCUUUUCUUGAAAGCACCUUGGCUUAAGUGUGAUUUUUUUUUUUUUUAAACAAACUUCAAACCCCAGGACAUGAAAUAGAGCUAAUGGGUAAGGGAACAACACUUAGUCUGCCUAGAAGACCAUUAAAACAUUAUGUAAAAAAGCUGUGGUUUUUUCAAAGUAGCUUCUCUAAAGCAAAUAGUAAGUUCCGUUGGUAAACAAGAAAGCUUUUUACAUUAGUUUUUCUAGUUUGAAAGUGUUCUGGCAUGUUUCUUAAAGGCAACACAAAGCACAGUGUACCUUUUGUGUGGUGCUAAAUUGAAUACUCAAUAAAAUUCUUUGUUAAUUUGCCUGA